Ylistrum balloti is the source of this 2425-nucleotide messenger RNA. RefSeq lists its product as uncharacterized. The transcript has 5 exons. The record is from RefSeq and is a predicted model, not a curated record. Lineage: Eukaryota; Metazoa; Mollusca; Bivalvia; Pectinida; Pectinidae. The coding region runs from base 14 to 1504 and encodes 496 amino acids.
UUCCAAUGUAAACAUGGUGAAACACUGCUGUUGGGGUGAUUGUCGGAGUGACGACCGCUACAGAAAUGCAGAUCAUAUGCAGGACGUGUUCUUCAUACCGUUUCCCAAGCCUAAAACACAGCAUGAAAAAUGUAGAUUGUGGGUUUCCUUGUGCGGGCGUAAAAACUGGGGGGUUACCAAUGUAAACAAACACACUUACAUAUGCAGCAAGCAUUUCUUUGGAGGAAACGGUCCUACCAUUGACCAUCCCAAUCCUUUGCCGGCAUCUGGUACGGCCAUUGAUAUAAAACGAGCACAGAGAAGAGCUCGACCAUACCCCAGGUCCAGAUCAUUGCCAGCAUCAGUGAUAAAGAAAUGCCAAAUUGACGACACCAAACUGAUAAUGCAGCAGGAAAACCACAACAAUUCAUUCAGUAUCUUGAGUGACCAUGCCUACACUAUUCAACCCAGAGGUCCAGGAGAGAGAGGUACACAAACAGAUAGUGUGGAGACCAGAAAUUUUGGCACUCAGACAGAUCUUACUAUCAACUGCUUAAAGAACUAUGACGAUCAGCAGCUUCAAAAUGAAGGCCUAAUACGUCGACACCUGACAGUAACUAAUGUAACUAAAGAUGACUCCUCAUGCAAAUUUUACACAGGGUUGUCAAUGGCAUUGCUCUCACUGGUGUUUGGAUGGCUAAAAAAUAAAGCUAAAAACAUGACCUACUGGUGUGGAGCAGAAACAAAUAAGGACAAAGUUGAGGUAUCAAAUGUUGGAAGACCAAGGUCUCUAUCAUUAUGGGAGGAAUUCCUUUUGGCACUUCUGCGACUAAGAAAAGGGUAUGACAACACCACACUGGGACAGAUGUUUGGUAUAUCAGCAAGUUCUGUUAGCCGGAUAUUUUUUACAUGGAUGUGUCUCAUGUCCCGUGAGCUAAGGUUUUUAGUGUGUUGGCCAUCUAGGGAACAGUGUAGAAGGAAGUUGCCAAAGUGUUUCAAGUGGUUUACUCGCACAAGGUGUGUUAUAGAUUGCACAGAGUUUUUCAUACAGAAACCCAGUAUGCCUUCCUCUCAACGGAUAACCUGGUCUGCAUACAAACAUCACAAUACCUUAAAAGUGUUAAUGGGAAUAACCCCCACAGGAUCAUUCAGUUUUGUAUCUGGGGCUUUUACAGGUAGCAUAUCAGAUAAAAACAUAGUUCUGCAAAGUGGCUUUCUGGAAAAGAUAGAAUAUGGUGAUGACAUUAUGGCUGAUCGGGGUUUCCUUAUCCGAGGAGAGCUUGCCUUAAGAGGUGCUACACUAAAUAUGCCACCAUUUGCCAUGGGAAGACAACUCUGCAGCAAAGCAACAACAAAAACUAGGAGGAUUGCUCAUGCGAGAAUUCACGUUGAGAGGGCAAUAGGACGUUUAAAAAACUUCAGUCUACUUCAAGGGGUCUUAAGUCUGAAACUGAAAAAUGUAAUUGAUGAUGUUAUUUUAGUUUGUGCAGCACUGUGUAAUUUGGACAACCAACUUGUAAAGUAGUGGUCAUGUGUGAUCAUUAUGUGCAGUUAACUUGCUGAUAAUUACUGUAAAACAAAAGCAGUCCUUAGUUAUGUCAGGAAAAUGUUAAAGAGGCACUCCUUUGUUUGAAAUGAUUUUAGGUUGUAAAAAUGAAACUUAAAGGAAAAUUAGUAUUUUUCCACAGUUGUAAAAGUUAUUAUCUUUACAUUAUUACUGCAAUUUCACUCUCAAGUUAAUCUAAAGCUUUCAUGUUUUUGAUGUCCGAAUGCAGGAAUGCCCCUUUCACUGAUUUGUAGAUUUAAUUACCAGGAUGAUUAGACAAUCUAUAUAUAGAGUUCAUUUUCCUGGUUGAGCUUUACAGUGCGUCAGCUUGUAUUUCAGAGAUCAAAGCACUUAACAAGUUUUGUUCAAAGUAAGUUUUCACCUUGUGAAUCAUAUUUUCAAAGAAGAUUUGGUCGAAUUCACAGUGAGCAACAUGGAUGCCUUUGCGAGUGUAAAUAACCAAAUCAGUUGAAGAGAGUUCCAGAAUACCCAUUUGUGCCUGAAUCUGAUGGAAAUAGUCACUUUUCUCUGCUACCACCCAUUUCCCAUCAAUAAGUUCACAUCCUUUAUGUACACCUGCCGUCUUUGGAUUUUCAUUUCUUAAUGAAUAAGGACAUUUAAUUUCAAUAUUUUUGUUUUCAUGAGAUGGAUUCUUACAUUUACAGGAGAAAACACCAUCACUGCUGCAACCUAUAUAACAUGUACAAGGAUAAACAGUUAGGCCUUUUUGGGUGAUUUUGCAUCCUAAAUGCUUCCUUCUGUUUGCUCGCAUGUACAGAUCACGACCCUUUUGCUCAUUUUUCUUGCCCCAUUCAAGAGGUGCUGGAUCAAUAUCAUCAUCACUUGCAUAUUUACCAAGUAAAGAUUUGAGUAAGGAUGGUGGAUUUCUGUUGUUGUCAA